AUGGAUAUUAGUAAUAGAUGCACAGAUGUAAAUGAAUUAUUAUCAGCAUUACCAGAGUAUCACAGAAGGUUUCAACUUAAUCCAGAAGAUUCAGAUAAUUUUAUAAAAUAUGUUAAUACAUUAAUUUAUUUAAGAAAGAAAUCAAUUGGAUCAGAUUCAUCAUCCUCCUCUUCAUACUUGGCAAUAUCUCCACCAAUUCCUCCUUCACCACCACAUUCAACUGGGAAAAUUAAAAAAUUGGAAGAUGUUUUUAUAUAUAUAGAUGUCUUAAAAAAAUCACCUAAUGUUGCUUCUGAUUUUUUUGAAAUAUCUUUUCAUAAUCCAAUGUUAUUCCCUACAGCACAUAGAGUGGAUCAUUAUAAUCCUGUUACUGUACCAAGAUUUAACCAAGCAGUUUAUUAUGCACCAAAUGCCAAUGGGUCAACUUUAUAUGGAAAUGUCAAUAAUAACAACAAUAUACCUACCACCACUAUUACCGCUACUACCACUUCUACCACUUCUACUACCACUACUACCACUACAAACACCACUAUAAAUACAGCAAUUAAUAGCUAUGGUAAUAAUAAUAAUAAUAGUAAUGAUAAUAAUAAAAGUAAUUAUGGUAAUAACAAUAAUAAUAGUAAUCUAUCAACAAAUAGAGAUAGAUCUCAAAGUGCACCUGUUACAAUAGGGUCGUCAUCAUUACUAUCAGUAGCAUUGUCAUCAACAACAUCAGUUACAAAUUCAGUAAAUAUUAAAACUACAGGGGAUAAUAAGGUUGAAGUUAAUGGAUUAGGUUCUUCCCAACUCUCAAUUUUACCAAAUUUAUCAAAUUUUCAAAUUGGUACAUCACCACCAUUAUCGUCACAGUUUUUACCAACUCAUUCAAUAAAUAUAAAAAAUAUCAAUAUUAAUAAUAAUAAUAAUAGUUUUGUAAAUAGUAUAAACAAUAAAAAUAAUGGUAAUAGUACAUCAUCGCUUUAUGUUGAUGAUAAUUAUAAUCCAGAUGAAUAUUUGGAUGAUAACAAUGAAAAUGAAGAUGAUAAUAGUAAUAACAACAAUAGCAAUAAUAAAAAUAAUUUAAUAAAUAUUAAGGUCAAUCAUUUCAGUGAUAGUUGUGGUGAUUUACAUUUUGAAAAAUUAUCAACAAGCGAUUUAGAAGCAAUAAGAGCAAAAUAUGCAAACAGUACACUAACCGAAACCAUGAAUAUAGCAAGCAAAGAGCCAAAAGUUAGAAACUGGUCAUUAGAGUUUUGGAAUGCUCUUCAAAUGGAUCAUAAUUGCGGUACUGAAAGUUUAAAAAGAAGUCAAAAAAUCCAGUCAAUUGCUAAAGAGUUUGUUGAGGUUGCAACUAAACAUGGUGUUACAAUUAUUCAAGAAAAACAAUUAUCCAAAGGGUGGACUAUCCCACCUCAUGAUGCAGGCGGUAUUGCUGGUGGAUUAAAGUAUUUAAAAGAUGGAAUUUUCUUUAAAUUUGCUGUGGAUGCAUUUGGUAUUUAUGGUGGUGAUGCUUUUGCAAUGAAGUCAGCAGGCCAUGAAUUAAAAGGUUUAAUGGCAUAUUUUAAUUGUCAAAUCGAUGGUUUAUUUUUACCAAUGAUGACAUUGAUCGAUUAUAUGGGUUAUAGAUUAAUUGCAACAAGUCAAUUAAAUAUUGAAGCAGAUAAAACAUUGGUUUAUGGCUCUAACGAUGGUGGUGAAACAGUUCGUAAUAAUAGUUUGGAAAUGGAAGAUAAAAUGAAGAAAGCAGCAGAGAUUUUAAAUUUAAAAGGGCAUUUAACAGGACAAAGCGAAAAUAAAACCUUUUUAUAUGGACCAUGUGAUAUUGAAGGUCAUAUUACAAAAGAUAAACAUUUUGUGGUAAUAGAUACAGCACGUGUUUUCCCGCCUGAAAAACCAAUUGAGGGCAAGAGAGGAUCUCAUCUCUAUACUCUUCUAAGACCAGAGCUUGUACGUAGUAGCAAGGUGCCAUUAAGUAGUGAUGCUUUUACUAAAUUUGGGGGAUCAGAUUCAGAUGUCAACAAUGAGGAGGUCGAAAGAUCACAAAAGCGUUUAUUAAAUCAUGUCAUACCAAGUUUUGUGCUUUUAAUGAACCAACGUACAAAGAAAACAAAGUGUAAAAAUAUAAUGGAGCUAUCGCAUAAUCUCAUGUUAAUCGACAGUAUGCACAGAGAAGGAAUCAAUGUAAGAUAUUUGCAACGUUUAAAGAAGACUGAUAUUCAUGCCCUCGAUCAGCGUUUAUCAACAAUUAUCAAUACUGAAAUUAUUGCUAGAAAAAUAAAGAAUCGUCUUAGAUCCCAUUUUAGAAGCACACCAUUAAUUGAUGGCCAACCAGACCUUGAUAGUAUUUGCAAAUUUUUAAAUAGAAUGAUAACAAUCUCUCUACUUCAAAGUUGUGACUUGGAUGGUUUUUCGUUAGAGUUGCUAUUACAUAGAAUUUCACAAAUGACCGGUAUAUCUUUUAAGAAAGAUGAUACCUAUAAAAAGUUUGAACAUAGCGAAUCUCUUAAAGUAUCAGAUAUCGAUGAAAUUAAACCAAAGGUUAAAUUCUUGCACAUGGUUCCCUAUCAGCAAGGUGUCGCUUUAUUCCAUCAAGCAAUUUCACUCUCUAAAACAAACGAUAUUCAAACCGAUAAUACUUUUCAUUUGGCUUCAGAAAAGUUUAAAUUGGCAAUCCAAUCCAAACCUGAUGACUAUGAAAUUUUAACUCAUUGGGGUAUUUUAUUGUCAAUGCGUGCAAAGUUUUUAUCAGAGACCAAAGACUACAUAAAGGUUCAUGGUAAAGCAGAAAUAGAGAAACUCUACCAAAUUGCUAUCGAUAAGUUCCAUCUAGCUGUAAAAAUUAAAAGAAAUCACCAUUAUGCAUUGUACAAUUGGGCUGAUGCUCUUAGAAACUGGGCCUCAAUAAAAAGUGGUUCAGAUUCGACAGAGUUAGAAAAAAAAGCAAAAAUGAAAUUAAAAGAAGCUGGUGUUUUCGAAAAGAAAUGGUUCUUUGGCACUUUAGAAACUGGUGGUGCUGCUUCGUUGCUCUCUGGUAAAGAGGCUGGUAGUUUCAUCAUUAGAAAUAGUAAUAGUAGACCUGGUAGUUUUGUAUUUUCCUAUCUAUCUGACCCACACAGAAAAAUUCUACAUUCGAUCAUUAAAUCCUCAUCCAAUGGUUAUCAUGUAGAAAAUUUACCACCAAGAAAAAUAUCAUCCAGCACAACUUCAUCCCCCGCAAGAAGUGGUAGCUCACAAAACUUAACAGAGUUGGCUUCGUUAUCAUUGUCUUCUUCAACUACAUCUUUAUCAUCAUCGACAUCAUCAACAUCAUCAACAUCAUCAUCAUCAUCAAUCCCAAGAGUAGGUAGUUCAAAUAAUUUAAACAAAAAUCAAGAAAUUGUUUUUAAUGAAGCAAGCACAACAACUCCAACUUCAAGAAAUUUAAAUUCACUAAGCCAAACAUCGUCAAAUAAAACACUAUCAUAUAAAACUUUAGAGGAAUUUGUAAUCGAAAAAAUUAAACAAGGUUAUAUUCCAAUUACAAAAGAUUGGUGGGAAUAG
Messenger RNA from Dictyostelium purpureum, 3519 nucleotides. RefSeq lists its product as uncharacterized. NCBI's taxonomy places the organism in Eukaryota, Evosea, Eumycetozoa, Dictyosteliales, Dictyosteliaceae. The coding region runs from base 1 to 3519 and encodes 1172 amino acids. The record is from RefSeq and is a predicted model, not a curated record. The transcript has 3 exons. Gene Ontology annotation, cellular component: cytoplasm. Gene Ontology annotation, molecular function: mRNA binding; protein binding. Gene Ontology annotation, biological process: intracellular distribution of mitochondria.